AUAUGUAUGAAGGAACUCCUCUUUAUCAAAUAAUUCAACCUAUUUCAGAAAGUUUGGGUUCGCCUCGCCUAUAUAAACAUUCAUUCCAAAAAGUGUAUCCUUUGAACAAAUAUUCAGAUGACUUUCUCCAAGUUUCUAAUGCAAGAAAUUCUCAAAAAUAUGAGCCAAAGCGGUUUUUAAAUAACUAUGACGAAUAUAAAAAUAAGGAGAAUUACCGUUCAUUUAUAAACAAGGAAGUUUUGGGAGAACACAUUUGGGACUUUUCAAAAGACGAGAUUUUACAUUUACAACCCACGCGCAAAGCAGGCUUUGAGCACAAGAUUGCAAAACGAGUGAAACCAAAACCAUCCUUAGAUGAAAAAGAAAGUUUCAUUUCAAGCAGACCUCUUGUGGGAAAGCUAUUAAAACCAAAAAAGAUGCAGUGGCAGAAUAACCGAAACGUACUUGCAAGUCCUAAUACCGCUGAUUAUUACGAUUAUAACAAGCAAAGAUAUUUCGUAACUGUGCCCAAUUACUGUGUUAUAUACUCUGGUGGAAAUCUUUGCAAAAUGGAAAUCUGCGAAAUCAAUAUUCACUUUAUACCUCUUCCAUUAUUUUAUGGCAUAAACGUGAAGAAAGGCGAUUUACAUAAUUCCACUGAAGUUAAUGAAAAAGCAUUACCCCAAGCAUCCGCUAAGGCGGAUAAAAUCGUUAACGUGGAGGAGAAGGAGACUAUUUUGACGACAAUACCGGAUAUUGAAGACAGAACUUUCAAAACUAUGUUACAUGCAGCAAAAGUUCACUCUGGUAUGGUAAACGAUCGAGUAAACACAAGCGCGAAUAGGAAAUAGGAAUUUUUAUACAUGCGACAGCUGUUCAUAAACAAAAUAUGAAAAUUCUUUUGAUCGCUCUUAAUUGCU
Molecule: messenger RNA, 899 nt
Organism: Glossina fuscipes
Lineage: Eukaryota; Metazoa; Arthropoda; Insecta; Diptera; Glossinidae
Exons: 2
Coding region: 3-830 (275 amino acids)
Source: RefSeq, a predicted model, not a curated record